AUGGCAGGAACAUUACUCUAUCUGGUCACUCUCUUGACAGCACUUGGUUUCAUGCUUAUUGGCUACGACAAUGGCGUCAUGGGAGGAAUCAUCAACGAAGCACCCUUUCAAGCAACUUUUCGUCACCCAUCCACCUCUCUCCUUGGUACCAUCGUUGCGAUUUAUGAGAUCGGAUGUUGUGCAGGUUCCAUCAUUACUGCUUUUGUAGGAGAAAACCUCGGUCGAAAACGGUCCAUCAUUAUCGGUGCGAUCAUCAUGCUUGGCGGAGCUGGUUUCCAAGCGGGUGUAAGCUCUGCAGGCCCGAUGAUAGGGGCUCGAAUUGUGUCAGGUUUAGGAAUGGGGUUCCUGAAUUCAACCAUGCCUGUACUUCAAUCGGAGGUUUCUCCUAAAGCUAGUCGAGGUCGAUUCGUAUGCUUCCAGUUAUCGUUACUCAACCUGGGAAUCAUGACUGCCUAUUGGACUGGAUACGGUUUUGCCUUCGUGGAUGGUUCCAAGGCAUGGCGUAUUCCCGUAGCCAUGCAAGCCAUCUUCAUCAUUCCUAUUCUCGUCCUUGUCCUCAUUGUACCAGAAUCUCCCAGAUGGCUUGCCGUUCAUGGUCGAGCGCAAGAGAGUCUGGAGGUUUUGGCAAGACUUCAAGGCAAACCAAUCGAUCAUGCCGACGUCGUCGCCCAACAUCGAGAGAUCCAGCAAGCCGUGGAGAUUGAAGAGUCUUUAGGUAGCGGCAAAUGGUCUGAUCUCCUUCGCGAAGACGACUUGAAGUCAAGACGUAGAUUGUUGAUCGCAUGCGCCAUCCAAUUCUUCCAACAGAUCGGUGGGAUCAACGGGUUGAUCUUCUACAUGGGUAAUUUCUUCGCUCUGGUAUCUGACAAACCAGCUCUACUUGCCGGAGCUGUUUUUACAUGGUUCUUCGCCGCUUCCUUCAUUCCAUGGUUCCUCAUUGAUUCACUUGGGCGACGAAAGCUUUUCCUCGUCUGCAUCGCCGGUAUGGCUUCCAUCUUUGCCAUCGAGACCGGAUUAGUAUACAAGGUUCAAACCACCAAUAGCAAAGUGGCUGGCGGAGUAGCAACAGCUUUCAUGUUCGUCUUUAUGGGUCUGUUCACCAUAGGUUUUCAAGCAAAUGUAUGGUGCUACACUGCCGAAAUCCAACCCCUACGGAUGAGACAGAAGGGAGCCAGUAUUGCUACCGCUUGCAACUGGAUUACCAAUUAUGCCGUAGUGCAGUUUACUCCUUCCGGUAUUGCCAACCUCGGCUGGAAAUUCUACAUUAUCUUUGCCGUCAUAAACGCUGCUUUCCUUCCGCCUAUUUACUUCUUUUUCCCCGAGACUAAAGGGUUAUCGCUUGAAGCCAUUGACUUGAUCUUCGCUCCAUCGGCAGCAUUGGAUGCAGGCGAGGAGAAGCCCGGUGUAGCUCACCUCGAACAAGGGGGCAUGCGAGAACUGGAUGUAGAGUUGAAAGAGUAG
This is a messenger RNA of Kwoniella botswanensis, 1461 nucleotides long. RefSeq lists its product as uncharacterized. Gene Ontology annotation, biological process: transmembrane transport; carbohydrate transport. Gene Ontology annotation, molecular function: carbohydrate:proton symporter activity. Bases 1 to 1461 code for a protein of 486 amino acids. Gene Ontology annotation, cellular component: membrane. The transcript is spliced from 7 exons. The record is from RefSeq and is a predicted model, not a curated record. NCBI's taxonomy places the organism in Eukaryota, Fungi, Basidiomycota, Tremellomycetes, Tremellales, Cryptococcaceae.